AUGCGCCCUUCUAGCACACAUUUUCGCGUUCCCUCUUCUCGUCGUCCCAAUACCUCCGCUCGGCCCAGUGCUGGUCCCCAGUUCGCGUCAACACCUCGUUUCGUGCUCUCCCAGCAGACCCCUGGUUCAACCGCGCGGGUACAUGGCAAGGAUGAACUCGUCGAUGGCGAUGAAUCUCCUCAAUCCACCCCUAUCGCGAAUACACGGGCCGCCAAAAGAGAGCAAGGCAUUGGACCAACCCAGCGCCAGAAAGAGAUAAUCGAAGACUCCGAUGACGGGCUCGAUGACAAUGAAGGAGCACACAGAACCUCGCACAAUGACAUCACCGGGAGCCCAGACCCGGAUAGUAGUCCACCAGGCGAAGCAGGCGAACUCGAGGCUGAAUUUGAAGCUCUCUUCGGACCGACGACGACACGACCAAAGCGAAGGCGUGCAUCGCUUGACCCAGAAACACCCUUCACCCAGCGAAGAAAACACGAUGUCGAUAUCAUUCAAACAUCUUCCCCGGAAGCAUCAUCGCCUACGAUGGACCGUACUCAACAACAAAUCCAACCUCCGAACCAGACAUAUCCCGAGAUAAACCCUCAGCGAACCACCACCACCACCACCAGUCCCCAAACUUCAACCCCAGCAACUAUCAAACCCUCCUUCCGCAACAACCCUCGCUUCACGCUAUCAGCCUCCCAGGCAUUUCCAGGGACCCAACCUCAAUCAAGCGCCCGGCCACCCCCAUUCGCAACACCGGCACCGACGUCCCCGCCCCCGAAACGGAAACCGACGUUCGUUCUUCCGCGCUCGCCGUCCCCAUCCCAGGCCGCUGAAGACCCCUCUGCCAUUCCUACCCCAUUCUCCCCUUCGUCUCACACGCUCCGCCGUCGUGGUCGCGCCCGCUCCUCGGCCCCUAGUUACCUGCCCGGCGGCAUGGCGGCCGAAGUGCGCAGCUGGAUAUUGGAAAUGAGCACUAAGCGGGAACAGAUGCAGAUGAACUACCGAAACCGCACCGGAGCCGGACCCGAUUUGCAAAGGUAUUUUCUCGUCGUUCGUAUCGCGGAUGUUCGUCAGUCUGCCCUCGCUAGUUCCGGACCGCUUGCUUUCGUGCGAGGCCAGCCUGUGACGUCACUGGAAGAUGAAGAGGAUGCUUCUGGUCAUCGUGAGAGCAGUGAGAUGAAACAUAUUCUUCUUCUAGGGACCCCGCGAUCCCAGCCUGCUGGCGUGCCGUCGCAGCAUCCAGAUGCUAGUCCUGUUCCUGAACUUGUUGGGGGGAACCUGGUGGGUGUUCAUCGGGGAUUGGUCUGGGAGUUAGAUUUGGAGGAUAGAUUGUCUGGAUAUGGUGUACAAAGUGAUCCUAAUAGCGACGGGCAAGGACAACCUGGGGCCACAACCAAGUGGCUUGUGUGUAUGGAGUGGGAUCUGAUAUCAGUAGAUUGA
This is a messenger RNA of Aspergillus caelatus, 1428 nucleotides long. RefSeq lists its product as uncharacterized. The record is from RefSeq and is a predicted model, not a curated record. Bases 1 to 1428 code for a protein of 475 amino acids. NCBI's taxonomy places the organism in Eukaryota, Fungi, Ascomycota, Eurotiomycetes, Eurotiales, Aspergillaceae. The transcript has 2 exons.